Doryrhamphus excisus (bluestripe pipefish) is the source of this 5146-nucleotide messenger RNA. RefSeq names its product VPS50 EARP/GARPII complex subunit (gene vps50). Gene Ontology annotation, biological process: endocytic recycling; retrograde transport, endosome to Golgi. Gene Ontology annotation, molecular function: SNARE binding. NCBI's taxonomy places the organism in Eukaryota, Metazoa, Chordata, Actinopteri, Syngnathiformes, Syngnathidae. The record is from RefSeq and is a predicted model, not a curated record. Gene Ontology annotation, cellular component: EARP complex.
CACGUGACCAACUAUGGCGUUCUUCCUGUGUUGAUAGAGGCGCACCGUUGACAUGAAAACAUAAUUGGAACGUCUGUGGUUUAUAUGCCUUUGGAAGUAUUUUAGUUCUACGAUGCAGAAGAUCAGAUCUCUUAUGGCCCGGCCGGGCCUGAAAAGCCCACAGGAGAGCAUGGCAGACCUCAGCCCCGUGGAGAACCUCCGGAUCCCAAGCAAGGAGGAAUUGCGGGAGCUCAGGGAGCAGCCCAUCGACCCUCAAGCCGAGCAGGAGAUCAUUGACAGCAUCGAGGAAGUCUACUUCUCGAACGACUCUUUUGAUAUGGUGCAGCACGAACUGGAGAAGCUCCCAGCUGAGCUGAACCUGUUGGAGUUGGAAGAGUACAGAGACAGACUGAAGAGACAACAGGCAGCAGUUUCUAAAAAGGUUGCUGAUCUCAUUUUGGAGAAACAGCCGUCGUACGUCAAGGAACUGGAGAGGGUGACUGCGUUGCAGACCAACCUGCAGCUGGCAGCUGUCAUUUGCACGAAUGCAAGAAGGCAACUGGGUGUAGCAAAGGAAGGAUUCACAGAAGCAAGCUUGGGCUUAUUAGCCAACCAGAGAAGACGUCAACUACUAACAGGCCUGCUCAAGUCUCUCCGGACCAUUAAGACCCUGCAAAGAACAGAUGUGCGACUCAGCGAGAUGCUGGAGGAGGAAGAUUAUCCGGGUGCUAUCCAGCUCUGCCUGGAAUGCCAGAAGGCUGCAAGCACAUUCAAACACUAUAGCUGCAUCAGUGAAUUGAAUUCCAAACUGCAAGACACUCUAGAACAAAUCGAGGAGCAGCUUGACGUUGCCCUGUCAAAGACUUGCAAGCACUUUGAUGUUGCUCACUAUACCAAGGUCCAGCUGGCCUACACACUCCUGGGGAAAACGCAGACUGCUAUGGACCAGCUGCACAUGCACUUCACCCAAGCCAUCCACAACACCGUGUUCCAAGUGGUGCUGGGAUAUGUCGAGCUCUGUGCUGGCAAUGCUGAUACCAAGUUCCAGAAAAUGCAAUAUAAGGACCUAUGUACGCAUAUCACUCUGGACAGCUACAUUCCUUGUCUGACCGACCUGUGCAAAGCAUUGUGGGAGGUGAUGCUGAGCUACCACCGCACAAUGCAGUGGCACGAGGAGCAUGACAAUCAAGCAGCCACACCGACACCAGAUGAUGCAGCGGAGUCUGAUGAGUCGGUGGUGGACCGCAGUUAUGUGAAGAAGAAGCUAGAGCACGGCCUCACAAGGAUCUGGCAGGAUGUCCAGUUAAAGGUGAAGGCCUAUAUCCUGGGGACCGACAUGUCCAACUUCAAAUAUGAUGACUUCAUAGUAGUAUUGGAUGUCAUCAGCAGGCUAAUGCAAGUUGGUGAGGAAUUCUGCAGCAGUAAGUCGGAGGUUCUGCAGGAGUCAAUUCGGCGCCAGAGUGUAAACUACUUCAAAAACUACCACAGGGCACGACUCGAGGAGCUGCGAAUGUUUCUGGAAAAUGAAACAUGGGAACUUUGCCCUGUCAAAUCGAACUUUAACAUCUCACAGCUUCACGAGUUUAAGUUCAUGGACCAGUGUCGCUCUCCUUCGGUCUCCCCGAGCCGACAGGGCACAUCCAUCCUUGAGGAGCAGUCACUGUUCCAGCAAUACCUGCAAGAGGGAAACCCCUUUGAGAUGCACAUUGAACACAAAGAGGAGGAAACGGAGGAUGUGCUGGCGUCCAAUGGGUACGAGUCUGACGAGCUGGAGAAGAGCGCUUAUCAGGAUUACGACAGCGACAGCGACGUCCCAGAGGAGCUCAAACAGGACUACGUUGACGAGCAGACGGGCGAUGUCCCUCUCAAGAGUGUGUCUCGGGAGACUAUAAGAAGCAAGAAGAGGUCAGACUACAACUUGAACAAAACCAACGCCCCGAUUCUUACCAACACCACCCUAAAUGUCAUCCGGCUCGUCGGAAAGUACAUGCAGAUGAUGAGCAUCCUGAAGCCGAUCGCCUUCGAUGUCAUCCACUGCGUAUCACAGCUCUUUGACUACUACCUCUACGCGGUUUACGCCUUCUUCGGACGAAAUGACAUGCCUUUCCCAAGUCCGUCUAUGCCAACUCACGGUGGCAGAGAAUCGGGGCCUGCCCGCGUGGCGGGCCCUGCUUGUUUGUAUGAGUCAUCGGGUCUGGGCCUUAUCAGCAGCAGACUGAGAACCACGCUGAACCGGAUCCAGGAGAGCCUCAUUGACGUGGAGGCAGGAAGUGAAAAUGCCAGCAUGCACGCUACCACGGAGGAAAGGAAGGAGAAGGUACCGAGCCCCCAUCUCAGCCAAAUGGUGGUCCUCACCAACAGCGGCACUCUUUACGGGCUGGCGCAGAGAGUGGUGGCCACAGAGUCUCUUGUGUUUUUAGCGGAGCAGUUUGAGUCGCUCCAGUCCCAUUUGGACACGAUGAUGCCCGCUGCCAAAAAGCCUUUUCUGCAGCAGUUCUAUUCCCAGACCGUGUCUACGGCCAGUGAACUGCGGAAACCGAUAUACUGGAUGGUGGCAGCCAAAGCCAUCGACUACGAGCAGAUGUUGCUGUUGAUGUCUGGUGUGAAAUGGGACAUUAGAGAGAUCAUGUCCCAGCAUAACAUAUAUGUGGAUGUCCUGUUAAAGGAAUUUGAGAUGUUUAACAAGCGGCUCGGUGACGUCUCCAGACACGUACGCAUCCCGCUGCCUGUGUCUAAUGUCCUGUGGGAGCACUGCAUCCGCUUGGCCAACAGGACUCUCGUAGAAGGCUAUGCUAACGUGAAGAAAUGCAGCAACGAGGGCCGAGCUUUGAUGCAGCUGGACUUCCAGCAGUUCCUGAUGAAGUUGGAGAAGCUCACAGACCUGAGGCCCAUCCCUGAUAAGGAGUUUGUGGAGACCUACAUCAAGGCCUACUACCUGACUGAGAAUGAUAUGGAGCAGUUCAUCAAGAACCACAGGGAGUACUCCAUGAAGCAGCUCGCAAACCUGGUGAACGUUUGUCUGGGCUCCCACAUAAACAAGAAGGCUCGCCAAAAACUCCUGGCAGCCAUUGAUGACAUUGACAGACCCAAGAGAUAGAUAGAGAUAGAUCUUAAUGUAGCAAGCAGCUAAAAGACAUUGGACACUCAUCAUAGAAUGUCAUAUAUAUAUAUAUACACAGCAUAUGUUAGUCCAUACAGUAAACUGGCUGCCACGUACAACGAGUCAAACUCCUGAUUGUAACCAAAUGCUUUGUUUGCUCCCUCAUAAUGAUGGAUGGAAUAACAACAUCCUCACACUUGGCCCUGCAAAUACUCCAAAUAAUCCAACCCAUGACAACUACAUUUGUGUGUGUAAUUAAGACAUGUCAUUUCAUUAAUGUGAUUGCCUCGUUCCUAAAUCAUGAAUGAAAACUGCCUUGCACAAGAGAAAUCAGGAAAUUUCUAAAUCAGACUGUAAAUAAUCCAAACAAUAAUAGAGCAGUCCAGACGUGAUACGACAAGCAAAUGGUAUGGCUGUCCCUCUCGCUGAUUAUUAAUGACAUCUCCACCUUGCAGACUAAGAAAAUCUCACACUAAGACUACAAAUAAUCCACAAAGUCAGUAAUAGAGCAGUCUAGAAGUGAUGGGACAAGGAAAUGGUAUGGCUGUCCCUCUCGCUGGUUAUUGGUGGUUACAGCUCUACCUUGCACCGUCAGACUAAGAAAAUCUCACACUAAGACUACAAAUAAUCCACAAAGUCAGUAAUAGAGCAGUCUAGAAUUGAUGGGACAAGGAAAUGGUACAGAUGUCCCUCUCGCGAGUUAUUAAUGACAGUCACCACCUGGCAUAAUAAGACUUAGAAAAAUAUUAAGAAAAUCUCACAAUAAGACUAGAAAUAAUCUACAAAAUCAGUAAUAGAGCAGUAUGGAAGUGAUGGGACAAGCAAAUGGUAUGAAUGUCCCUCUCGCUGGUUAUUAACGAUAGCCUCCACCUUGCUCAGUCAGACUAAGAAAAUCUCACACUAAGACUAGAAAUAAUCCACAAAGUCAGUAAUAGAGCAGUAUGGAAGUGAUGGGACAAGCAAAUGGUAUGGAUGUCCCUCUCGUGAGUUAUUAAUGACAGUCACCACCUGGCAUAAUAAGACUUAGAAAAUCUCACACUAAGACUAUAAAUAAUCCACAAAGUCAGUAGUAGAGCAGUAUGGAAGUGAUGGGACAAGCAAAUGGUAUGGAUGUCCCUCUCGCGAGUUAUUAAUGACAGUCACCACCUGGCAUAAUAAGACUUGGAAAAUCUCACAAUAAGACUAGAAAUAAUCUACAAAGUCAGUAAUUGAGCAGUAUAGAAGUGAUGGGACAAGCAAAUGGUAUGAAUGGCCCUCUCGCGAGUUAUUAAUGGCAGUCGCCACCUCGCAUAAUAAGACUAAGAAAAUCUAACAAUAAGACUAGAAAUAAUCCACAAAGUCAGUAAUAGAGCAGUAUGGAAGUGAUGGGAAGAGCAAGUGGUAUGAGUGGCCUAGUGUGAAUAUGCCUAAUCCUCAUACAUGCACCAUGAUGCUCCAAGUGUAACAUAAAUCAGCAUUCCAUCACUUUGUACCAAAUGUGAUUCAUUUAGUUUUGGAAAAAAAUGCAAAUCAUUAAAUCACUGAGUGUGUUUCCCCAAUGGUUUGACAUUCUAAAUCACUUUAACCAUUCAUUAGCAGACGCUGCAUCAUGACACGCUUCAGGGUAUUAGUGCCUGAACGCUUCCUGUUUGUUGUUUUGGUUUUGCCUGUUUUGUGGAAGAAUGGUUAAUAUAAUUCUAAUUUACGGAUUUACAAAUGAAAUGAGCAACAUAUUUAGAUUGUACGUGCAGCACCUGAGUACUGUUGUGAUGAUGUGGGGAUGACAUGCUGUCCAGGGGGGGUCUGUCUGAUUGUGACUUUUACAAGGAGAAGAAUACUGUAAAUGUGAAUGUUUUUGAACAAUAUUUAUUUGUAGCUCUGUGUUUUGUUGGAGUUUUACUCAUUAUCAUGUAACUCAUCUCAUGGACAUACUUGUAAUCAUCAUCAGUGCUGUAAUUAGAGGCGAAUCCUAACAAAUAAACACAAUAAUACUACACAUUUACGGUACUGUAUCACUUGCUUUUAUUAUUAUUUUUUAUUUAAUGAAGAUAAAGCUAAAUAACAGGACAGAAUGAUCCAUGUUUGUAU